CAUGGCGGAGUGGGGCCGAGGGCAGAGUCCAGGCGCCGUGGAGGAUGUGCUAGAUGUAGAGAACAAGCGUAUGGCAGACAGCCUGGCCAGCAAGGUCACCAGGCUGAAGUCGCUGGCUCUGGAUAUUGACAAAGAUGCUGAGGAGCAGAACCGGUACCUGGAUGGCAUGGACUCCGACUUGCUGAGCGUGACCGGGCUGCUCAGCGGCAGCCUGAAGCGCUUCUCCGGCAUGGCUCGCUCUGGGAGGGACAACCGCAAGCUGCUCUGCUCCGUCUCAGCAGGACUGAUCCUUCUGUUCUUCAUCCUCUACUAUUUGGUGUCCAGAGCAGGCACCUGAGCUCAGGCUGCUGCAGGAUUUACAGAACAAAACCACAGCCGUGGAGGGUCUUGUUCAGCUCCUUCCUCAGUGGAGUCUUUGGUCUGUUCCAGACCUUCCAAGUAACUUUUCCUUCCACCAGCUUCCUGUCCUCGUUCUGGCUGGUCUCAGACACCUCUUUAUAAAGCAACUGCUGGACUCCAAAGGCAUUGUCAUGUGUAACCCAUUCUGAUGUUAAUGCCUGCACCUGUUGCCUUGCCCUCCAUGUCUUGUGGCCUGUUUUGAAGGGCCACUUUUGUGUCACCUCCCUACUGACGCUUGGAACUGGGCUUGUGAGGAGACCUGGCUGACAAAUCCAGAUCCCUGUGGUCACUUGAACUUUGAAGCUGCAGAGUUUAGGGUGUUGGUUUAUGACAUGAGGAAGAUUUGCUGUCGCUUACAUUCCAGUGUGGCCGCUCAGAUGAUUCCUGGCUUCAGUUUCCCCUUGACUUGGAAACUUCUUCCUAUCUGUUGUGUCCCUGGGCUGAAAUGAAACCUGAAUUGCUUGGAAAUAAAGUUAACACGAGAGCUGGAGCCCAAC
Indicator indicator is the source of this 896-nucleotide messenger RNA. RefSeq names its product Bet1 golgi vesicular membrane trafficking protein like (gene BET1L). The transcript is spliced from 4 exons. Gene Ontology annotation, cellular component: Golgi trans cisterna; SNARE complex. Gene Ontology annotation, biological process: regulation of retrograde vesicle-mediated transport, Golgi to ER; retrograde transport, endosome to Golgi. The record is from RefSeq and is a predicted model, not a curated record. The coding region runs from base 2 to 337 and encodes 111 amino acids. Gene Ontology annotation, molecular function: SNAP receptor activity. NCBI's taxonomy places the organism in Eukaryota, Metazoa, Chordata, Aves, Piciformes, Indicatoridae.